This is a messenger RNA of Pleurotus ostreatus (oyster mushroom), 543 nucleotides long. RefSeq lists its product as uncharacterized. The coding region runs from base 1 to 543 and encodes 180 amino acids. Lineage: Eukaryota; Fungi; Basidiomycota; Agaricomycetes; Agaricales; Pleurotaceae. The transcript has 6 exons. The record is from RefSeq and is a predicted model, not a curated record.
AUGUCACCAGUGCUUCAUAACCCUCAACCAUUGGAAUCAGUCCGCCGCGUGGUCGUUGGCCACGAUGAGAGGGGCAAUGCCGUAGUUCAGAGCAAUGAGCUCAUGUACAAUGAAGAUAUGGCCAUUGUACCGGGCGCCAAGUCGUCCGCUAUCUGGGUUACGACAGACGGCCUUCCGACAAAUGACACCAACAGCAUGGAGGACGGUGCCACUCGUGUGAUUGAGCCAAGUGAAAACUAUGGGCUGGUUCCUCCAAGAGGGACCAACGUCCGAUCUACUGACCUUGCGCCAGGCGCUAUCACUCCGAUGCAUCGUACUUCGUCGGUGGACUACAACAUACUUGUGGAGGGAGAAAUUGUGCUCAUAACAGAAGACGGGGCGGAGACCCAUCUCAGGAACCCAGGCGACACUGUAGUCCAGAAAGGAACCAUGCAUGCCUGGCGGAAUCCUGGUGCAUCGUGGGCCCGAUGGGUCAGUGUGCUGAUAUCUGCGGAGCCCGCUGUUGUCAACGGUCGGGUUCUUCACCCUGAAUUUCACCAAUGA